Molecule: messenger RNA, 233 nt
Organism: Dentiscutata heterogama
Lineage: Eukaryota; Fungi; Glomeromycota; Glomeromycetes; Diversisporales; Gigasporaceae
Source: the annotation of a GenBank genome assembly
AUGAUACAAAGACUUUAUUUCAUUAUUUUGUUAUUAACCUUUAUUUCUAUAGUUGCAGCAAUAUGCAACUACAAUACAAAAUGCCAUUGCCGUGUUGGCUUGCAUCAAGGGCAAUAUUGUGGUGGUCAAAUUGGUCAAAUUGGUUGUAAACCUACACACGUCUAUGAAUGUAGCCCUACUGGCAAAACUUGUGAUUAUGGUUACCGUGUGUCGUGCGCUAACUGCGGGGCUUU